AUGGUGGAUUCUCACGUUCUCGAUGACGUUUUGUAUCUCUGGCCAUUUUCUGUGUAUGCUUUUGAAUGGAGUGGAAAAUGGAGCCCAAUGAAGUCUACGUUUACGGCAAUUACUGGAAGGAUGUUUAUUGGCAUACGAAGCGUAGACUGCAAUGUGCACCCUUCUCGAUUUCGACCAAGACAAUGUUUGCUCCAUUAUCUUUCUGGAGACCACAAUAAAGGGUCUCCUUCUGCGAAACGAAAUUCGACAGGAUGUGGAAUAGUGCAGAGAAUACCCGUAGGAUGA
Molecule: messenger RNA, 285 nt
Organism: Brugia pahangi
Lineage: Eukaryota; Metazoa; Nematoda; Chromadorea; Rhabditida; Onchocercidae
Source: the annotation of a GenBank genome assembly